AUGGUGCGCUUCCUUGCUGCCCUCGUGGUUUUAGACGUCGCCCGUGCCCACGAGCCGAGCGUCGACGUCAUCGUGGUGGGCGCGGGCUACAGCGGCCUGGCGGCGGCGCUGGAGCUGAAGGCGCUGAACCACUCCUUCCUGGUGCUGGAGGCGCAGGGCCGCGUUGGCGGGCGCACGCUGAACCAAGACGUGGGCGGCCGGGGAAUGGCGGAUGACGUGGUGGAGCUGGGUGGGGAAUGGCUGGCAACGAGCCACGUCCACGCCAUCAAACUCUUCAAGAGCCGCGGCUUCGAACUCUUUCACCGGCUCUUCAACGCGAAGAAGGACUCCGCGACGCCUCCGUGCGCUGGGAACUGCAGCGUGCGGGUGCGCGCCACGCAAGGCUGGAGGAACGUGUCGUCUCCGGACAUGGCGGUGAAGCUGCUCAGCAAAGGCGAGCUGGCGCGUUACCUCAUGUCAGACAAGGAGGUGCAGCGGGAGAUUGCGCGGACGCCGUGCGGGGCACCUUUUAGCAACCCCAACGCCAGCAUCCUGGACUCGUUAUCCUACGAUGCCUACCUUCGGCUGGUGAGGGGCCUGUCUGGGUCCCCGAUGGCAUACAACCUCCUCUACGACUAUGCGGAUGAUGCUGAAGCCUUGACCCAGAUGUCCGCGCUGGGCAUCUUCUGGGGCUUGAACUGCUCCCAGUCCAUGGAGGGAUCUUCCGACGAGGACUAUUGGCGCAUCCGUGGGGGCUCCCAAGCCCCAGCCAUCACGUUGGCCUCAGAGCUGGGCCCAAACCUGCGCCUCAACAGCCGGGUGCUGCGCAUCACCCGCGACAAACAUGGCCAGGUGGUUGAGAGCAGCAGCGGCACCUAUCGCGCCCGGCAGGACGGGACCCCCUUGGGCCGGCAGGAGAGGAUUUGCCUUGCCUCUUGGCUCAUGGGAAAUGACCUUCCGGACCACCUGGAUGUCACCUUCGACCAGAAAAAGCGACUGGCACGCCUGGCCAAGAUGGGCAUCGGGCCUGUAGCGACGGCGCCGCGGUUGGAUCACAAGAUCACCAUCAGCACAGGCGUGAAGCGCCCGGCGCUUCUGUCCGAGCCGGCCGAGCCGUCCGAGCCGGAGGUUGCGCCGCAGGCGUCGAGGCGCGCGAACCGCGCGGGGCUGGCGCCCCUGGGCGCGGUGGAGCCCAGGCAGCGCGCCACCAGCUGGUACCCCACCCCGGCGGCGGCGGCGGCGUCCGAGGCGAAAGACGCGGAGGAGUCGGAAGAGGCAGAAGCGCCGGAGGAGCACCAGCCAGAGAGGAAGCUAAAGAAGCGCAAGAAGGCGAAGAAGGAGCCGAAGGAGACGAAGGAGUCGAAGGAGACGAAGGAGCAAAAGGAGCCAAAGGAGCCCAAAGAGAAGGACCGAGAUUCGUUUUCGCCGAGCGUGACUCGGGACGGCCUCAUGACCGAGCAGCAGGUCAAGGACAUGAUGCAGCGGGAGCGCAAAAGCAAAAAAGACAACUCCGCGCGGCGAGUGCAGAGGGAGCUAGAGGUGAUCCUGGCGGGGCUCACCCCCCUGCUGCUGGCAGGCAUCCGCUUCGAACCGCCGCUGGCGGGCCAGGCGGCGCAGCUGCUGCAGCGCACGCCCUUGGGGAGCAGCAUGAAGUACUCGCUGAUCUACUCGCGACCCUGGUGGCGCGACAACGGCUACCUGGGACGCAUCAUCUUUCUGAAUAGCUCCGCGCCGAAUAUCUACACCCACAACUGCAUCGACAACUCCCCGUACAGCUGGUCUCGUGGAGUCGUCACUUGCUUCACGGAGGGCGGCCAAAACCGCGCCUUCCUGCGAUUGACGGAGUCGCAGAGGCGACAGGCCAUGGAGCAAAUUGUGCGGGAGGCGCUGGGGGAGACUUCAGAGCCCGUGCUGGGCACUUUGGAGAAGAACUGGGCAGAUGACGAGUUUUCGCGGGGCGCCUACAAUGUCUUCUUCCCGCCGGGGGUGCUGUCGAACUUCUGGCCCGAGAUCCGGUCGAUCUGGAUGCACAACCAGCUGGUGCCAGGCAUUUGGCUCUGCGGCGCCGACUACAGCCUCACCAGCCAGGGCUACAUCAACGGCGCAAUCCAAACCGGCCAAGAAGCUGCUCGCAGGGCUGUUGACGAGAUCUCGAGUGCAACGACAUCGCUUGUGGUUUGA
This is a messenger RNA of Effrenium voratum, 2160 nucleotides long. The record is from the annotation of a GenBank genome assembly. NCBI's taxonomy places the organism in Eukaryota, Dinophyceae, Suessiales, Symbiodiniaceae.